GAAUGUACAUAGCAAUAAGUCCGCUUGCUUUAGUUGGUUGAUUUUAAUAAUGCAAAGUUUGAUUCUGGUCAUUCUGGUAAUGAUGCCAGAUGUCUGGUGUGGAGACUGGAGGAUGACUUUCAAAAAUCAGUGUGCUUUGAAAGGGACGUCAGUAGUUAUAAAGUGCGAGUAUGACUAUCCUUUGGGUCAUAUUGUCACUUCAGUCGGUUGGUAUAAAGCCCAGCGUGUAUCUGACCAGUGGAGGUUGUUUCCCCUGUCAAACCUUCCUUCACCCCCAGACCACUUUAGAUAUGUGGGCAACUACCGGAAUGACUGUAGUCUGGAGAUCAAUGAUGUACAAUACACGGACAAUGGAGCAUAUGUUUUUACACACAAGUGGAGAAAUGAAACAUUUGCUCAAUUGUCAGUAAAAGAGCUGACCACUGUUGUACAGCCGAACACUGUGACAGAGGGAGAUAAUGUCAGGCUGAUCUGUGUGUCAGGUUGUCCUACACCUACAGCCAUAGUCUGGUUCAGAGAUGGGCAAGCUGUACCAAAUUCAGUCUUCCAGGCGAGGAGAGAGGAUGCUGGGAGGUACUACUGUGCCGUGUUGGGGCAAGAGACAGUCAGAUCUGCCUCUGUGGCUCUGAAUGUUCAAUACCGUCCAGUGAACAUUUCUGUUGCAAUGGACCCACCACAUGUUGUUGAGGGCAGCAGCGUGAAUCUGACCUGCAGCAGUGCUGCUAACCCUGCAGCAGACAACUACACCUGGUACAAGACUGCUUCUCCCAGCUCCAGCUCCAUGCUCCAGGUGGGCUCAGGACAGGUGCUGUCUCUCCCCUCUGUGGAGGCGUCCCACACUGGACUCUACCUCUGCCAGGCCAGGAACCAACUGGGGGAAAGCAACUCAACUGAGGUGCUGCUAGCCAUGAAGGAAGAGGAGCAUGGUGGCAUGUCCCUCCCAAUCUUAGCUGGACUUGGAGUCUCACUUUUUGUGACACUUGUGUUAGUUAAAUUUUUGUUCUGCAGGAAACAGAGGACCUGUGCAGAGAAAAAACAGACUGUGUUUCACUUCAGGCACAGUGGGAGAGGCUCCAGCUCUUCAGCCACUGAAGAUCAGUCAAACAGUAUUUAUGUCAAUAUCCACAUGUUGCCAUCCUCUCCUCCACCUGUUACUGACAUCACUCCUCAUUCACAGAGGAACUCGCGCCGUGAACAUGAUGCUCCCACAUCUUCUGAAGAUGAGGUUACCUACUCAACAGUGACCAUCAAACCCAGAAACCCCAGUCUUCCACAUGACAUAAAUACCAGCAGAGCCCCACAGGACUCCUCGUCCAAAGCAGGAGAGAAUGACGACUCUGUGAUCUACGCUACAGUGGCUAAAUCCAGAUGAGUUUGAUUGAAACCUUUUACUCCUUUGAGUGCAGGUUCAUCAUCAUCAAGAAACCUAUGCUGUCUUCCUCUAAAGAUAGUUAUGGAAAGUUCAAAGCUCAGUCCCUCAGGAAGGUUACACUGAGAUCUUAGAGCAUGUGCAAUAUUCUGUUUUCACAAGUUUUAUACUACUGUGUUUUUGUAAGGGUUUUUACUUUUUAUAGUUUGUACAGUCAUAACAAUGUAGGUAUUUCAUUUUACCUUAAAUAUUUUUAACUAAAAGGAUUGUUGUGAAAAGACAUCAGAUUUCUUUCUGUUAUGUUUAGGAUUCUUUACUGCAGUCUGUACAGUUAAUAUUAUAGAUUUAUGAAAAUAAAUGUGAUAUUAAGACACAAGCAAUUAUUUAAUUAAGGCUUUAUUUCAAGACUCAGUGCGACAAUUUACACAUCGUAAUUGUUAAAAAUGUACAUACAUGUAUUUUAUUUCAAAGGGGGAACUGGUGGUGAGUAGUUAUGAAUGCAAAUUACAUCGUUUAGUCAGGAGCUAAAAAUCUGUGCCAGAAAGGGUUCAAAUCUAUUUUGCAUAAAGUUUGUUGUAUUCACAUACCAUCCUUUAUUUAGGCCAGUGCAGGAUACAGAUUCAGUGAUAUCUACAAUACUAUUCUACAUUACAUUUUUGAUCAUGUAUCUUGACGGCUGUAUUGUAAAUAUUGUACAGCAUAUUUUGUGUUUGAUCAUGACAUCAGCAGGAUGCAGCACUCUUCUUUUAAUGCGUAAGUUAAUUGUCUUGUAAAACAAAUACAGUAGUAUAGUGACCUCUUUGUGUCCUGAUGCCACUGUAAUCUGAACCGUACGAGUAAGUAAGUAAUAAUCCGAAAUGUAGCACAUGAAAUAUUUUUUGUGGUCUAUGUUAAAUAUGACUGUAGGGAAUUUUAGUAUAUAACACUGCACUUUGGUACUGGAUGAGUACACACUCAUGCCAGUUAAUGUGAUGUCAUUAGCAUUUGAAAUCUGGAAAUCUUGACUUUAAGAUCUGUGGAUCAUGAAUCAUCAUCUGUAACAUGUCUCAAAUAAACAUCUACAUAAACAAGACACUGACUAAUAUUUACAAAACAACAACAAAUGACUGAUUUCAAUGUAAGCAUUAUCUUCACCUAUUCAUGUGGAAAUUUGAUAAAGUCAGACAUUGUAUGAAUAUUUAUUUUUAAUACAAAACUCAGGCUACUGCAUAUAACGACAUGACAUGUUUCACACAAGUAAGAAUUUAAUGAUGAAAGAAUGCUUCCUAUGUGAAAAGUUUGAUAUGUGUAAUUUUACUAAAUAAAGCUCACCAAGGAAUGUUUGAGUUAUUCAUUAGCAUUACUCAUAGAUUACUGACAUUUUAGAUCAUUAGUUGUCUGCGUAUAAGCCUGCGUCUUAGUGUUGCACAAUGUAAAAGUACUAAAAGAGUUGAGUUUGCACAAGAUUUUUUACUGAUCUUUAUUACAAAUCGACUCAUUGUGGCUUACUGCGCACACUGGCUGCAGGAAGUCCGACACUGAAGACACUGACUCAUGUGGAACAAGAUAAAACCUCCACAUAAGGAAUGUAAGACUCUUAUUGUAUGAAUCCUUGCAAUUGCAUCUAGAAUGCUUAAGAUGAACCUGAGCCUUUACAAGUCUUAAAGGUACUGUGUGGAGUUUUUUACAUAUAUAAAUCGCUUUUUAUUGCCACUGUGUGAACAGAUUGCAACGUAACUUUAAAAAUGAGACCUUCCCCAACUUUGGCAAUUGCCUAUAACUGUGCACUGAUUUCUAUGUAAAGGACUUGGGACCAUUUUUCCACAAAAAUCCAAUGGAUGUGAAGUUUAUGAGCGCUCUCGAGUGCCUUGCCUCUCUUCAGCUCCUCUACAAAGCCAACAGUGUGCAACAAUAGCUAAUGUUAGCUUAGAAAUGGGGUCCGCUAAGACAUGGGGUCCGCUAAUGUCAACAAGCGACUGGCACCCACCCAUGACAGCUACAGUAGCUUAAAAUAGCUAUAGCGAUGUGGGGCACUGAAUUUGCUGAAUUUACUGUUCAUCAGACCACAAAUGAGACAAGUAUUAGUUUGGAAAAAUGACAGACCCGGCCCCGGUCCAGCUGUGUUGACUGCAGUUCAUUUAAUGGCCAUCGGUGACAUAAAUAACAAGGAUUUUCUGAAAACUCCACACAGUACUUUUAAUGCUCUUUAGCUCAUAAGUUAUAGUGGUUAUGUCUAACUUGACUUCUGGUGACAUUGCAGUUUAAUGCAACAAAAAAAUGUAAGACGAGAAAAAAAAGUUAU
Messenger RNA from Siniperca chuatsi (mandarin fish), 3650 nucleotides. RefSeq names its product carcinoembryonic antigen-related cell adhesion molecule 6-like. The record is from RefSeq and is a predicted model, not a curated record. The coding region runs from base 50 to 1372 and encodes 440 amino acids. Lineage: Eukaryota; Metazoa; Chordata; Actinopteri; Centrarchiformes; Sinipercidae. The transcript has 10 exons.